GGAAAAAAGAGUCUUGAAGCGUAUAAAUGCAAGCAGAGUUGACUCCCUAGAUACUCUCAGCUCUCACACAAUGACUUAUCAACGACUUGCUGGGUUACUGUUGAUGCUAGCAGCCACCGAGGCGGCGUUGAUUAUCGAAGUAAACCCAAAGAUGGUGGUGCCUGGUCUAACAAAAAACCUUGUAGUGAACUGUACACUGACUGACCACACAGAAUCCUCUAACGUAGAGUCUCUAGUGCUGUAUCGCCUGAAUAGCUACAAAGAAGGAUUCGAUGAACUUCUGGAAAGAAAUCUGAACGAGGUCAAAGAUCAUGAGGUCAAUGAAACCUUCAAUAUCAACGAUUCGGUCGUGGACUUUGGCUCCUAUUUCGUGAGUUUCACAGUGACAGACCCUACAACUGAAGACGUGACAGUUUAUAAAUGUGUUGCUCUUGGCAACGGUGACGUCAUCUGGACAACUGAAGAGACGGUCAUGAUAGAAGAAAACCCCCAGAAUAACUUGCCACUUCCAGAAAUGCAGUUUCAAGCUUUGACAGAUCAAUUCAAAGAAAACACAGAAAGUUUCAGUUUAGAGUGUUCUAUUAAUGGAAAAGACUAUGGCACAUGGACUUACCUCACAUCUUUAACUCUGUUUUACUCAGCCACGACGGACGCACCCAUUUUCAAAGAACUUGUCAUCGCUAAAACUCGUGAUGGAGAAUUAGACUUAGACAAUAAAGAUUUAACAUCCUUUGUUACCUUCACCAACAACACCAAUAAUUUGCGUCUGAGCAUCAGCUGGACAUUGCCAGAACCUAGAAACGCUGGACUUUACAAAUGUGAAGUGUUGGGGAUGAAUGUACUCAAUCAAUCUGUAACUUUUUCGAAAACUGUCUAUGUAGCUUCCAGUGAUGACGAUAGCAUCGCCUUGAACAACAUCGGCAAGAAAACAGAAAUCCAAACUGGCAACAUCGACAAGGAAACAGAAAUCCAAACUGGCAACAUCGACAAGGAAACAGAAAUCCAAACUGGCAACAUCGACAAGGAAACGGAAAUCCAAACUGGCAACAACUUUCUGGCUGAGAUAAAAAAGCAGAAAAGGAUUCAAACAUAUUUUUAUGGUAGAAAUCUUCUAGCUUUGUUCAAUAUUUUGGACCAGCUCGCAUUAGAAAUAAAAAGCACAGAAAAUAGGGUCAUCAAAAAUCAGGCCAUAAAUAGCAGGAAAAUAACUGAUUUGUACAAUGAAAUGAAACUCAGUUUACUUCAUCUUAAGGUGGACGUUUACAAGCAGUCAUUAAGAAUCCACAAUAAUGUCACACACUUUGGCGAAAUGUUGGAAAGGGCUAAAGAUUUCUCUAAAACACAGUUUUUAAAUCUAACAGAUCAGGUACACAAUUUAUCUGAAGAAUAUAUUGGUCUAUUAAAUAAACACAAGAUCUAUACGGAAGACGCACUUUUGAACGCAAUUCGUAGAAAUCAGAUUCUGAAUGAUAAUAAGUUUGAAAAUCUCCAAAAACAAUGCUCAGAGAGCUCUAAGGCUUUACAAGAGUUGUCAAAAGAAUUAAAAGAAACUCAGAAACUUAAUGAUGCCAGGUAUAAAGAUUUACUAACUAACUGUUCUUCCGAAGCUACUACAACACGAGAUUUAGAAAAGCAAACACAAAAUGACAAUCUUAUUUUACAGACAACAACUCCCGAUGACAAAAUCAGAAGUCGAAAGUUUUAUGCUUCCAAAAAAUUCAAUGACCGAAUAUAUUUGCUCUCACUCAGCGAAAAGCUCUUUACAACUAUCGAGGACGCUCAACAAGUCUGUAUGUCUUACGGAGGCUAUUUAGCAGAGAUUGACACAGACGAGGAAUUUCAGUUCAUUAUGAGAGAGUUACUAAUCCCACAGUCAACUUUUUUUGACAUUGCUUUCAUUGGCGCUUCAGAUAAGGGACAUGAAAACACCUGGAUUAACCUUCACAGCAAAACUAAAAUUGCAGUAAAGAAAUGGCGAGAUCAUCAGCCGGACAACUACGAAGGCAAUGAACAUUGCAUGGGCUUCUGGCAAUGGAGGGAAUCAAAUAAUUGGUACUUCAACGACUAUCCUUGCCAGAAUAUGCCUACACACACUGAAAGGUUUAUCUGCGAAAUACCAUACAAGUCAUAGAAAGUACGAAACUGCUUAUAAUCGUUACCACAGUACCAUCCUCUCUCAUUUUGAAAGAAACAUGACUUUGACCAACAAGUCCAAGCUAAGGGCCUUUGCAUAUGUUUUCAUACAUGUUAAAAAGUAAUUACAUUAGCUCUACAUUUUCAUGUGAGCAUAGUUGUAACAGCACAAUAAAUAGGCCUACAUUAAAUACAGA
Biomphalaria glabrata is the source of this 2330-nucleotide messenger RNA. RefSeq lists its product as uncharacterized. Gene Ontology annotation, molecular function: signaling receptor activity. The transcript has 3 exons. The record is from RefSeq and is a predicted model, not a curated record. Lineage: Eukaryota; Metazoa; Mollusca; Gastropoda; Planorbidae. The coding region runs from base 71 to 2131 and encodes 686 amino acids.